This is a messenger RNA of Sarcophilus harrisii (Tasmanian devil), 7464 nucleotides long. RefSeq names its product SRC proto-oncogene, non-receptor tyrosine kinase (gene SRC). Gene Ontology annotation, molecular function: growth factor receptor binding; non-membrane spanning protein tyrosine kinase activity; ATP binding. Gene Ontology annotation, cellular component: extrinsic component of cytoplasmic side of plasma membrane. The transcript has 15 exons. Lineage: Eukaryota; Metazoa; Chordata; Mammalia; Dasyuromorphia; Dasyuridae. The coding region runs from base 813 to 2465 and encodes 550 amino acids. Gene Ontology annotation, biological process: innate immune response; bone resorption; negative regulation of intrinsic apoptotic signaling pathway. The record is from RefSeq and is a predicted model, not a curated record.
AAUAUUUGAGGUUAGAUUUGAACUCGGGUCAUCUGGACUCCAUCCACUGUGCCACCCAGCAUCCUCUUAAUAGCUGAGAGUGCCAGAAAAGGCCUCCUGAACAAGAUGAUGAUUGAGCUGAAUAUUGAAAAAAGCUGGUAAUUCUAAAAGGCAGAGGUGAAGAGAGAGAACAUUCCAGGGAUGGGGGACAGCCAGGGCCAAAACACUGAGACCGGAGAUGGAGCAUUCCUUGUGAGGCAGCAUGAAGACCAGGAUAGCUGGAAUUUAGGGGAACGAGGAAGAGCCAUGUGGAAGAAGAUGGGAACGCUGUGAGGGCCAAACUGUGAGGUACUCUAGGGGGUGUGCUUUAGGCCAUCACUCUGACCAGAAACCUGAGAUGUAGCUCGUCCUCGGAAGUCACAGUUGGUUCCUGUGCUGCUCAUUUCUUCGUAGAAGAUCUACCCCAAAGCAGAGAGCUCUUCUAGACAGACCUGGGAGAAGAGGCACAGAGAGUCCAGUGUGAGAGAGGGUUGUGGGCUGGGGCGGGCUUCCCGGGGGAAGUGGGCUACCCAGGAUGUAGUAGUGCUAGUGAGUCAGCCUCCUGUCCUCUUCCUUCAUUUUCUCUUCACGGUUCCUUGUGCUGUGUUCCUGCGACUACUUCAAUGCCUCCUCUGCACUGCCUGAUGCGCGAUGAUGUCAUUCCCAUAUCACCACCUCCUUGAAUCCUGUUCUAAUGUGAGUGAUGCAGAGUUCAGGGUGGAUGUGGCCUGGGAUUGAACAGGUCUCCUGACUACAAGACCACUUAAAGAAAGUUUGGAUCAGAAGUUUGGGCCAUGGGAAGUAGCAAAAGCAAACCCAAAGACCCCAGUCAGCGACGCCGAAGCCUGGAACCCACCGAGAAUGUCCUCCACAGUGGCUUCCCUGCUUCUCAGACCCCUAGCAAGGCAUCUGUGCCCGAUGCCCACCGCACUCCCAACCCACCCUUUGGGACCACGGCACCUGAGACAAAGCUCUUUGGCGGCUUCAACACAUCAGACACAGUCACCUCCCCCCAGCGCUCAGGGCCUUUGGCAGGUGGAGUGACCACUUUCGUGGCCCUAUAUGACUAUGAAUCCCGCACUGAGACAGAUCUGUCCUUCAAGAAAGGGGAACGCCUUCAGAUAGUCAACAACACGAGAAAAGUGGAUGUCAGCCAGACCUGGUUCACAUUCAGAUGGCUCCAAAGAGAAGGAGACUGGUGGCUGGCCCACUCACUCACCACUGGACAGACUGGCUACAUCCCCAGCAACUACGUAGCCCCAUCUGAUUCUAUCCAGGCCGAGGAGUGGUAUUUUGGCAAGAUCACCCGUCGGGAGUCUGAGCGGCUGCUGCUUAAUUCGGAGAAUCCCCGAGGCACAUUUCUGGUCCGGGAAAGUGAGACUACCAAAGGUGCCUAUUGCCUUUCUGUCUCUGACUUCGACAAUGCCAAGGGCCUCAAUGUGAAACAUUAUAAGAUCCGAAAACUGGACAGUGGAGGCUUCUACAUCACUUCCCGCACACAAUUUAACAGCCUGCAGCAGCUCACGGCCUACUACUCCAAACACGCUGAUGGCUUGUGCCACAGACUCACCAACGUCUGUCCGACGUCCAAGCCACAGACCCAGGGCCUGGCGAAGGAUGCCUGGGAAAUCCCCCGGGAGUCCCUGCGGUUGGAAGUGAAACUGGGUCAGGGCUGCUUUGGAGAAGUGUGGAUGGGGACCUGGAAUGGCACUACCAGAGUGGCGAUAAAGACCCUGAAGCCUGGCACCAUGUCCCCAGAAGCCUUCUUGCAAGAAGCACAGGUCAUGAAGAAGCUUCGGCAUGAGAAGCUGGUACAGCUGUAUGCUGUGGUGUCUGAGGAGCCCAUCUACAUUGUCACAGAAUAUAUGAACAAGGGGAGCUUGCUGGACUUCCUUAAAGGUGACAUGGGCAAAUAUCUUCGGCUGCCCCAGCUGGUGGACAUGGCUGCUCAGAUUGCAUCAGGGAUGGCCUAUGUGGAAAGGAUGAACUAUGUCCACCGAGACCUCCGGGCUGCCAACAUCCUGGUGGGAGAGAAUCUGGUGUGCAAGGUGGCAGACUUUGGGCUGGCCCGGCUCAUUGAGGACAAUGAGUACACUGCCAGACAAGGUGCCAAAUUUCCCAUCAAAUGGACAGCCCCAGAAGCUGCCCUAUAUGGCCGGUUCACCAUCAAGUCUGAUGUGUGGUCCUUUGGAAUCCUGCUGACUGAGCUGACAACCAAGGGUCGAGUGCCAUACCCAGGAAUGGUGAACCGGGAGGUACUAGACCAGGUUGAGCGAGGAUACCGGAUGCCCUGCCCACCAGAGUGCCCUGAAUCCCUGCAUGACCUCAUGUGCCAGUGCUGGCGAAAGGACCCUGAAGAACGCCCCACAUUUGAAUACCUGCAAGCAUUUCUGGAGGACUACUUCACAUCCACAGAGCCCCAGUAUCAGCCUGGGGAGAACCUAUAGAGUUGGACUGGGACCCUGGUGCCAAAGACUCCCUCUUGUCCCUCAGGAUUGUCCUGAGGGCUUGCUGGGCCAGAGGCCUAUCCAGCUGAGACCAUGGUGCUGUAGCUAUGGUGGGCUCUUCCCAGAGCUUGGGCAAUGGGCCACUUCUUCCCCCUUUGCCUGGUCAGAGGGACUUGGUCACACCCUCCCUGCCAACAGUGAUGAUGAUUUUUGUCCUUGAGGUGAGCAGCAGUGAGGUGGUGGCCCAAGAGCUGCCAGUGAUGGAGCUGAAGGGCUGAACGUCUGAGCCUUAGGCCUAUUCCAUCAUAGGCAUUCCAGCCCCUAGUCUCCUUCUGCUCAUUGGGAGGAUGGAGAGACCAGAUUCCUGGAGCAGCAGAUCUCAGGCUGAUGGCUCAGCACUGAAGGUUAAUGUGGGCACUGAAAACCCCUUUCCUUUCCCUAGUUGUCCCUUGUCACUCCCUCCUCCCCCCAAAAACAUGAUUCCCUUCCUGGGCUAGCUGUCUUGUUUGGUGUUAACAGCCAAUCCAGCAACAGGUUCUUAAGGAAAAAAGAGCUUAGGGCUUUGCUUGGGUGGAUAAGGGAUGGUCAGUGCCAUUUCUGCUCACAGCUGAAAGCUAAGACUAGCCUUAGCCCAAGGGCCUGGAUCCUGCUCAGAUGAGGGAAAGGCCUAUGUCUAGCUCAGUGUACAUCAGAUUGCAGCUAUCAGUCUUCCAGUCCUGUCCAGUCUAAUCUCCUUUCUUUAAUAGUUAACAACACAGGACUUUGCCCAUUAGAAAAUCACCAUGAAGAUCUCUUGUUGCCAUUUUCUGGGACUUCAUGUUGAGAACUCUCCUCUUCCCCUGGAAAUUGGUUGAACAUUUCUGGUAGAUUCUUUCUCCAAGAUCCCUCCCAUUUAAUGUUUGGUUGUGGUCGGCAAACUUCUGCUCAGUCUUUAGGCCUAGUACCUAUCAAAUCCUUUCCUCCACCUCCUGGUCCUGAUUUAUUCACUCCCAGCUUCAUGAAUUGUCCAAAGGUCCCCUUUGUCAAGCUGAAGAGCCACACUUCUAAUCCAGGGGUCCUGCAGGGGUGAUUCUUCUCUAACUCAUAAUACUCAUAAUACUCUUCCCUGCCAGUUCAUGGAGGUAAGAAAUCUUGCUGCCCCUAACCAUUAUGCUUGAAAUCCCUUCAGGAAAGCUUAGCCCAGGAAACAUCUUUGCACUAGUUAGCCUUUUUUUUUCCCCCUCCCAUGAGAAACUUUACAAAAUUAUAAGGGAAUUUUGGAGGAUUUAAUCCAACAGUGUCACUUCACCUCAUCUUAGAUCAGGAACAGGUCCUGAUCCUUUGGGGUGACAGGCUUUGAAAUGACAGUUUCUAAUCUUCCUUCCCUUCUUCCAAACCAGUGCAGUAUCUCCGGGCUACAAAUGGGAUGUCCACUGAACACUGGGUUCCAUCAAAAGGCUGGCAUGGAAUCCUCACUUGAUCCCUUCCAUGCUUUCUCCUCCUUCCCCCACCUCAAGAAUGUCCAUCCUCCAUUGUGGGGCUUCUAAAAUUGGGGAGGAAGGAGGCAGAAUGAGAGAAGAGCCAGAAGUCUGGUUUUUAUCACAGGGGCAGGACAGAGCUGGGCAAUGGUCAGCAGUAGUUAGUGUUCUAAGUCCAUCAGAAUUCUCUUCCUAUUCUGAACUCAGUACAUGUUGUCUUUAUUUUUUCCCCCCAAUUCUGACCAGAUGGCUUAAGACACAGAAUGUCAAUCCUAGAUCUAGUUUAAUGACCCCAUUUUACAGGAAAUGAACCUAAGACCCAGAAGAGGGAAAAGAGCUUUUCCCAGAUCACACAGAGAAUUAAUGAAUGGCAGAAGUGGGACCUGAGAAACCUGAAACAUCAGAACAGGCUGAGGAUCUGACAGGUAAAAGCCUGUUUCCAAAGUUGAGGCCUUUGGUCUUUGUCCUCUGGGAAACUGAAGCAAGGAUGACCAGUUACAUCUUCAUCCCCACACAUACACCUCACCAACGUGAUGUACACCAUAUUAUUCUUAGUACCAAAUGAGCAGAUUAUGUGGUAAUCAAGAAGGGAAAUCCGGUAUGACCAUAGAAAAAUCAAGGGAGGGAAAAGGUUAGUUGUCUUUUUUUUGGUGGGGGGCUGGGGGACAGGCACAAGUUUUUUUUCAUAGUCUCUAAGUUAGAAGUGACCUUAGAAAUCCUACAGUCCAAUCUCCUGUCGGUGUCCUUGAUGGGAUUGAUAAUCCAGCCUCUGCCUGGAAAUGUCCAAUGACAGGAAGCUUGCUACCUUUAAAAUAAUUUAGAUGUGCCAAUGGAACUUGAAAAUGCUCCUCCAGCUCAUGAGGCAGGAGCAAAGUGGUGGGGUCUGGCUGAAGGAAUCUAAAAUUUGGUGACAGAAACAACUGUCAAAGGUAAGGAAACCUAGCACCAGUCUUCCCUGGCUCAGGACACAACCUGCCAGAGGCUUGGUAUUUUUUAUAGGCCCUGAAGGCUCACUGCCAUUUUGGGCUAGGUCUUCCUCAUUCCUAUCUUUCUUUCAUCCCCUACCCUCCCAUCUUCCCAUCCAGCUUGUCUUUCCAAGCAGAGACCCUGAUAAGAUUGUUAAUGCCGAUGGCAAUAGGGAGUUACAUUUCCUCAGAAGCUUAACUUUGCAAAAGAGGUCCUCAAAAGGCUGGGAAGCCAAGGUUGGCAUGUGUGUGUGUAUGUGGGUGCAUGUGUGUAGCUGUGUGUCCAUAUUUAACAUGUAAAAAAACCCUUUGGGGAACAUUGUACAUUACCUUCUUCCUAUUCCACUUCCCCCGUGGUAGGCCCAGUCAGCCAUCCCUCCCGCCUCUCAGUAGUAUAGCAAUAAUGACCACAGGCCCCCUGGGAUUCACUUGUCCAGGGCUGGGUCAGCCCAGUGCUUGGGGCUGCACACCUGGGGCUAAUCUCUCCAAUCUCUGUACCAAUCAGCUGAGAAUGCAGGCUCAGGCCCAGGGUGCCCUAGGAGGAGGUGGCCGGGAUACCUUGUGCCAACCAGGUCUUGCCCACAAAAAAGGGCAUUGAUGAUGGCCUCCUUAGGUGUCCCAGUCAGUUCUGAGGGUUUCACCACUUCCAUUCUUCAAUCUCCCCAUCCCCAGCCAAUAAAGAGGUAAUUUGUUAUCUAAUGAAACUGUACCAUAAUGAUUGCUGUCACUGUCUGGAUUCUCUUUAGCAUUCCUGUCCUUCUGAAGAACUCAGUCCCUUGCUACAAGAGGUUCUGAAGCUGUCAUUUUUUUUUUAAAUUGUUUUGUAAAUUCCUGAUGACUAUGCAGGGACCUUGGGGUGUCUCACUCUCACCGUGGUUUGGCUGUGUAUAGCUUUUAACCUUGGUGGGAGGCAGGGAGGGAGGGAUGUCUUGAGAACGGCAAAAAGGUGGUUUGUAAAUACUUUGCAUUUUGUCUGAUUAAACACAAACAGACCUCACUAGUGCAUUUAUGGGAGGGAGGGAGAGAGGGAGGGAAGGAAGAGGAUAUGUGCCCCUCUGUAGGCAUGUUGCCUAUGGGUACAUGUGUUGCCUCCACUGUCACCCCUUCUGACACUUCAUGGUGAUGACCCGAGGUUAUCAGAGGCGAAAUUUGCAGGCCCCUCAAGCUUGCUUAAAGAUCUUUAAAUCAGGGUCUGGUGGUUAUCUGAAGACUGGUCUGAUUAAGUUCAGAAGCACCUCCAAGGUGGCUGUAGACAGGAAAGCCUCUGUGUCAGGGGAAGGGGACAUGCUGAUGCUAUCAGAUCCUGAAACCCACUGAAGACCACCAUGCUACUAGAGCUUUGCUACCAGGAGGAGGGAGACUUCUAAGGUCCCCUCCAGAGCUAUGACUGCCUUAUAACGUGCACGGAGCUCUUGGCGCCAUUUUAGGGGCUACCUUCUUGUGCCCAGGACAGCUGCUUCUCCCCUCACCUGUCCUAUGGUGCCCCCUGGUGGGAGCUGCUGGAAUUCCACAAACAAACAAGUUUGUUACUUGUAUGCUCCCCGGCUCUAGAACCCCGAGAAGUGUAAGCUUGUCCCAAAGGCCGAGUGCCCAGGGGAGGUCCCGCCCAGAGAGGUAAAAGAGGCUCAGCUGUGACGAAACUGAGGGCAAAGUGAAACUUCCAGGGAGUGGAAACCUGGCUUCUCCUCUAAGCACCAAGUCACCAAGUGGUGAUGUGGCCUUCGAAAGCUCAGGUCUCUCUGGGCCUCAGUUUCUCCUCUGUACUAAAUGGCCACUAAGAACCCUGGCAUUGCACUGGUAAGUAGGAGAGUCCUUGUGCCCCCCUCCCCUCGCCACAUAAUUUCCUGAACUGGGAUUGCAUUCUGGUGCCACACAAACUUCCUCUUUGCUACACCCCCAUUUAAACACGUGAAAACCAAUGGCAUUGUAAGAAGUCCACAAAUCACUCAAGAGCCCAAAAACCAAAGUUUAUAAAGCUUUUAUUAAACAUCUUAAACAGCUGUGCAAUUGAGCCAACCAAAAAUAAAACAAUGUUUUUAACCAGCAGCCCUUAAAUUUCAAAAAUGUUGCUGUUAGGUCCAAUUCCCCAGGUGACAAGCACCAAGUUCAGUCCUCUGCCCAGGUCACCUCCCACUCCUCAGUCAAUCCAAGGGGAGAUGAGUAAGUGGAUCAGACUGGAAGCAUACUAAGAAAAACAAAGUUUCCUUCCUGGAUAUUUGUUUGUACUAUGGAAUCUUUGAAGCGACAAAGCCUAGGGGUCCCAGUAUGGCACGAAAGUGGCUACUUCUUAUCACUUCUCCUGAGUUGUUUCAUUCAGGCUGAUGUGUUCCAGGGCUUGCGUCCUUCCAACAAUCUCUGCCAUUGUAGAGAUACCAACUGUGCUAGUGAUAAAUUCCCAAUUCAAAUACACAACAUACAUCCUUCCCAGCUAAUAAAAACCAAGAUAACCCCCUACCCAAAACCACUGAUUGCUCAUCACCAUUUUGAAAGCGCAGAUCUGCUUCCCAACCCAGUUGUGUGGGAAUCAGCAGAUUUAAAGGAAUUGGGACAAAGAUUAAAAAAAAAAAAAAAAAAAAA